AUCCACAUAUUAUUAUAUCUGACUGAUUGAUCGAUAAUCUGUGUCGUUCUUUUAUCUCCACCCAUCCAUUUAUUUAAAUUAACCUCAAAACUAUAAUAGUAACUUGUUGAUAACUAAAUAUUAUAGAAUAAACUAGAAGAAGAGAUGGCGUUGCAAAUAAAGGCGAUGUACCUGUCAUACGUGGUGCACGUGCUGGGUGUGGUGGGUGCGGUUAUGGUUCUUGUUUGGAACAUCCAUUUUAGAGGCGGUUUAGCUUGGGAAUCCUCUAACAAGAAUCUUAUCUUCAAUGUUCAUCCUGUUCUGAUGCUUAUUGGUUUGAUCAUUAUGGGUGGUGAAGCCAUCAUAAGCUAUAAAGCUCUUCCAUUCAAGAAGGCCGAAAAGAAGCUUAUUCAUCUUAUUCUACAUGGUAUUGCCCUGAUACUCGGUAUUAUUGGAAUCUACAUGGCAUUCAAAAAUCACAACGAAAGUGGUAUUGCAAACCUUUACAGUUUGCAUUCGUGGCUUGGUAUUGGGAUCAUAUCUCUUUAUGGCAUUCAGUGGGUUUAUGGCUUUUUGGUGUUUUUCUACCCGGGUGGAAGCGGUGAUCUUAGAAGAGAUUCGCUUCCAUGGCACGCACUAUUUGGGAUGUUUGUGUACAUCCUGGCUGUUGCAAAUUCAGCACUCGGGUUUCUUGAGAAGCUAACGUUUAUGGAGAAUUCAGGCACUGACAAGUAUGGUACCGAGGCUUUUCUUGUCAACUUCACUGCCAUUGUUGCUAUUCUAUACGGCACCUUUGUAAUACUUACUGCACUUUCACGUUCCCCUGAGGAAGACCACCACAGCUAUUCCGCUAUAUAAAAAGUUUUUAUGUCCAAAUAUUGGUAUCUAUGAUAACGCGCCAGUCUGGUUUAUGUAUUGAUCGAACAUAUGACGGGUAAUGUAUGUGUUUGGUGAUUCAUUAUAUUAUGAUGUAUCUUACAUAGUAUACAGCAUUGCAGAUUGUAUAAUAUACUGCAGUAGAGUAAUUUCCCUUUGCACAUUGUGUCGAUUGUCAUGCCAAAUGAAGGCAGGGGUGUGUACCGCUAUUACACAUUGUGUCUAAGAUGUUUUUAGAGGGUGGUGUUGACUUA
This is a messenger RNA of Erigeron canadensis, 1109 nucleotides long. RefSeq names its product transmembrane ascorbate ferrireductase 1. Gene Ontology annotation, molecular function: oxidoreductase activity. The transcript has 4 exons. The record is from RefSeq and is a predicted model, not a curated record. Bases 145 to 837 code for a protein of 230 amino acids. Lineage: Eukaryota; Viridiplantae; Streptophyta; Magnoliopsida; Asterales; Asteraceae.